Molecule: messenger RNA, 566 nt
Organism: Oryctolagus cuniculus (rabbit)
Lineage: Eukaryota; Metazoa; Chordata; Mammalia; Lagomorpha; Leporidae
Gene: PTRHD1
Product: peptidyl-tRNA hydrolase domain containing 1
Molecular function (GO): peptidyl-tRNA hydrolase activity
Source: RefSeq, a predicted model, not a curated record
AUGCACCGGAGACUGGAUCCGGUCUUUCGGUCGAUUAGGAAGAUGGCGUCUUCAGGGGCGGAGCCGCAGGUCCUAGUACAGUACUUGGUGUUACGAAAGGAUCUGUCGCAGGCUCCGCUCUCCUGGCCGGCAGGAGCACUGGUAGCACAAGCUUGCCACGCAGCCACCGCGGCUUUGCACGUUCACCGCGACCACCCGCACACAGCCGCCUACCUCCGGGAGCUGGGGCGCAUGCGCAAGGUGGUGCUCGAGGCCUCAGACGAGCCCGCCCUGCAGGAGCUGGCGGAGACCCUGCGGCAGAGGAACAUCGACCACGUGCUGUGGCUGGAGCAGCCGGAGAACACGGCCACCUGCCUGGCGCUCCGGCCCUACCCCAAGGAGGAGGUGAGCCAGGUCCUGAAGAAGUUCCGCCUGUUCAGAUGACCGCGCCCGCCGGCCCCCAGCGCCCCGUUCCCCUUUCAGUGUCAGCUCGCCCUCCCUCCCCGUUACGAAAGCUUCCUGGCAGCCAGAACACGCGUGUCCAUGUCAAGGUGUCAUUAAUAAAUACUUCCUCGUUCAUGACAAGA